ACCACGGGGCCUGUGCUGCCGCAGACUUUUGAGCUAGUCCACUUCGAUCCGCUCCUCACAUUCCUUGCCUGGCCGUCACCUCAGCUCCCGCCCAGAUGCUGUUUCGCCUGUAGCAACUCUACUUACUGAGACGUCAGCCAGGGAAACAACAACAACCACAACAACCCCUUCCCUGCUCAUCUCCUCCCCCUCCGGCCAACCCCUCCACCAUGGCUGAGCAGGACGAUGUUGCGACCAAGGUCCUGCGAAGGGCCCAGGUCUCAAAGAUGACCCGCACUCUGCAGAACCGCCUCGCUCUGGCCAACGUCAAGAUGAAGAAUGGCUGGGAAAGCCUCAGCCUCGACGCCAUUGAGCCUGUCCUCGACGGUGCCGAGCGUAAGCGUAAGCGGCCUGGCUCCAGUAAUGAAGCCAUGUCGGAUGUCUCAAGCGUCUCGGAGCGCUUCUAUCAACCCAGCGUCCUCGACUCCUCACCCCUCCAAGCUCCCAUCUUUUCAGACCACAUUCGCCGUUCCGAGAGCCGGUCCGCAGGCAGCUACACCCAGACCAAGCGGACCCGUUGCCAACGUCCCAGCACCAAUAAAUACCCGGCAUCGAGCAACCACGCCCGAGUCAAAGUGCGCACCUCGACGAGCGCCGCUACUUCAUGGAAAAAUAGCUUCCAGCUGCCCGAGUCCUCGCCCGUUUAUCACCGUAGACAUGCACGUUUUGGCCGUCAGCAUGUGCCAAGCCUAUCCUUUGUUUCGGAAACAUCGACCGUCGCCGACCCUCAUUCCCCCUUGCUGUCCGAAGACGAUGACGAAGACCUGCCCAUCAUGUCCUUCUCCCUAAACCGUUCCCAUUUCCAGUCAUCGCCGCCGAGAGCCCCACGUACACCGCCUCCUGAUGUUGCUCGCUCAGCACGCCUCCGACAACGUGGAUUCAAUGCUGCCGGUGCAGCUCGUGAAGGAAGACAGGGUGACAACGACGCAAAUUUGCUCAUGUAUCUAGCUACAUCACCAACGCCAGUUCGCCCAGGUCACCAGAAGCCGCAGAUGCUCGCACCGUCCACUCCACCGUCGAAAUCCACUCCUCUCCCUUCGUCCAUGAUGUCCACCCCUGGCGGUGGUGGGUCCCAUUACACAGGCUUUGGACUGGCGACACCCUCGACAAACUUGAACUUUGCCGAGUUCCUGAACAUGUCGCCGAGCCCUGCGCAGGCCAACGCAUCGUGGAACCGCACACCUGUCGCAACCCGAACACCCGCUGCCGUCCGAGAAGCACGACGUCAUAUCAAUUUCGACAACAUCGUCCCUCCCACUGGUGACGCUUCACAUAUGCGUGCUCGUAUCGGGAAGAUGGAUGGCCUUAGCAUAGAACUCGGUGGUGAACUUAUAUCGUGACCGUCAGCACCGACCCCUUCACACUCAUCACGACAUACCCCCCCAGCAACCGCUCGGGCACGACAAAACGAUAACGACAACGACAGUGAGCGCAUUCGACGGAUUGUUUAGCCGCUACUG
Bipolaris sorokiniana ND90Pr is the source of this 1499-nucleotide messenger RNA. RefSeq lists its product as uncharacterized. The transcript is spliced from 2 exons. Bases 210 to 1379 code for a protein of 389 amino acids. The record is from RefSeq and is a predicted model, not a curated record. Lineage: Eukaryota; Fungi; Ascomycota; Dothideomycetes; Pleosporales; Pleosporaceae.